Prunus persica (peach) is the source of this 1494-nucleotide messenger RNA. RefSeq names its product ubiquitin-conjugating enzyme E2 32. The coding region runs from base 408 to 1352 and encodes 314 amino acids. The transcript has a single exon. The record is from RefSeq and is a predicted model, not a curated record. NCBI's taxonomy places the organism in Eukaryota, Viridiplantae, Streptophyta, Magnoliopsida, Rosales, Rosaceae.
AACCCUAAAAAAUUUCACGCUUUCCUCUCUUUGCGCGCCGCACUCUCCUAUUCUGCAUUCUCCGCUUCUCGACUUGGCUUUCUUGCAAUCUCUACCCUUCCGCUUUCAUCUAAUGCUCGAUUUCCCCGGUUCAGUUCUUUCUGAGCCAAAUAGACAUCUCUAAACUAGUUACAGCUUUCCUCUUCUUCUCUGUCACUGUAAGUAGUGAGAGCCUUGAACUUCAAAUCCAUCUCAGCUUUUGAAUUUUCUCUGAAGAAAUAGCAACAAGAUAUGCAUAUUUACUCUCCAUGACAAGACCUAUGAAAUUCAACACUGCCGGCUCUUUCCUUUGAGAAUAAUUAAACACCGCCGGCUUUCUUUCCUCGUAUUUGAGAAGUAUUUAUUUAAAGUUUUGUUAACCGGAAGAGAUGGUGAUGGUGUAUCAAGUCGGAUCGACGAAGAUCGCACAAAAUCAAAUAGAAUUGGAUCGCUGCCCAGCGAUGAAGCGAAAUCUAGAGGAGCAUAGUGAGAUUGAAUCCAAACCCUCCGACGAUCGAGUCGGAUCGACGCAGAUCGAACAAAAUCAAAUGGAAUUGGAUCGCUACCCGGCGAUGAAGCGGAUUCGUGGGAUUGAAUCCAAACCCUCCGAUCGAGUCGGACCUACUGUCGCUAGGGUGGUGGGGCGGCUUGGAGAGGAGUAUAUAGAGAUUAUAUCCAAUCCCUCCGACGAUUUUGACUGCCGCAUGCUCGAGCGGAACCCAUAUGAAUGGCAAUUUGGAGUCAGAGGCGCUAGUGGAACUGAAUUCGAGGGUGGGAUUUAUCAUGGGCGGAUCCAGUUUCCGAAGGAGUACCCAUCGAAGCCUCCUUCAUUCACGCUUUUGACGGAAAAUGGUCGCUUCCAAACCCACAAGAAGAUCAGGAUAAGGCGACUGGAUGAUUGGGAGCCAUCAUGGAGGGUGCGAGAUGCUUUAGGUGCACUUAUCGAUGAAAUGCCCACCUACCCAGAUGGUGAAUUGGGUUCAGUAGAAUACAAUAAGGAAGAAAGGCGUGAUCUCGCCAUCAAAUCUCGUGUAGCAGCCCCAAAAUGUGGCACUUCUGAACGUCAGAAGUUAAGUGCUGAGAUUCAUAAAUAUCUGCUAAGCAAAUCACCACCUGUUCCUGUUCCUCAACUGAUCCCCUCACAGGCCUCCAACGGCACAGGCGGCGGCUAUGUCGUCAACGGCGGCUAUGUCGUCAGUGGGAAUACAUUUCAUGCUACCAAUUCCAACGGGGUAGGAAUUUUGGAUUCUAUGAAUGCCUUCUCCGACAAAGACCACAAGCUUCUUUUACCUUCUUGGCUAAAACUUCUUAGGUGGUGGGGAAAGCAAAACUAGACGUCUGUGAACACGAUCAAGAGUGAUGAACUGAGGUGAUAAAGUCUGUAGCGUAGCUUCUGUCCUGUAGCUGUAGUACUAAUUGAAAUUGAAAUUGAAAAUGUGCAUUCUAGUUUAAUGAAUAUUCUUGUCUCUUCUUGCA